AUGGAUUGGCUAUCAGCUCACCGUGCGGUCAUAGACUGCUAUCAGAAGACGGUGACGGCUCAUACCUCUGAAGGAACUUGUUUUCGAUUUAAGGGGGAUAGACGAAUGGCGAGUUCGACGACAAAGAGAUCAAGGUGGCAGAACCAACUGUUUGGAUGGCUAGCUAGUCUCCAAAUGGAAGAAACCGACCGGAUGGAAUUGGGAUUACCGCACAUCGUUUGCGAGUACGCCGAUGUUUUCCCUGAAGAACUUUCGGGUUUACCACCUCAAAGAGAGAUAGACUUCUCUAUAGAAUUUCAACUGGGAACAGCACCAAUCUCCAUGGCACCGUACAUAAUUGCCCUUGCAGAACUAAAGGAGCUCAAGACCCAAUUGCAGGAGCUGUUAGACAAAGGAUUCAUCCGACCAAGUACAUCACCUUGGGGAGCGCCUGCAUUGUUCGUGAAGAAGAAAGAUGGAAUCCUUCGACUCUGUAUUGACUACAGGAAGUUAAACCAAGUCACGGUCAAGAACCGAUAUCCGUUGCCUAGGAUAGCUGACUUAUUUGAUCAAUUAAGAGGAGCAACUUGCUUUUCUAAGAUCGAUCUCCGAUCAGGCUACCAUCAGUUAAGGAUUCGGGAGGAGGAUAUCGCCAAGACAGCCUUCUACACCCGAUUUAUACCAAACUUUUCAAUCCUCGCCAAACUAAUGACCAGGCUAACUCAGAAAGGAGUGAAGCUGGAUUGGAAUGAAGCUUGUGAGAAAUCCUUUCAAGAGUUGAAGAAAAGAUUGACCAGCGCACCAAUACUCAUCAUUCCCGAACGAGGUGUAGAUUAUACGGUUUACUGCGACGCGUCUAGAGAUGGCUUGGGAUGCGUGCUGAUGCAGAUUGGGAAGGUCGUAGCUUACGGAUCCCGACAACUUCGACCGCACGAGAGGAAUUACCCCACUCACGACCUAGAAUUAGCUGUAGUAUAUCACCCUGGCAAGGCCAAUGUGGUAGCUGACGCUCUAAGCCGAAAGGAUAGGGCACAGAAGGCCAAGACAGCCAUUAAGGAAUGGGAGAUGGUGGACACCCUCGACGAAUUCAACCUCCGACCAUUGUCAGAAAAUGGGAGCGCAUGA
Molecule: messenger RNA, 1104 nt
Organism: Rhododendron vialii
Lineage: Eukaryota; Viridiplantae; Streptophyta; Magnoliopsida; Ericales; Ericaceae
Exons: 3
Coding region: 1-1104 (367 amino acids)
Source: RefSeq, a predicted model, not a curated record